This is a messenger RNA of Phalacrocorax carbo (great cormorant), 5460 nucleotides long. NCBI's taxonomy places the organism in Eukaryota, Metazoa, Chordata, Aves, Suliformes, Phalacrocoracidae. The record is from RefSeq and is a predicted model, not a curated record.
CUCAGCGCGUGAAGGGGUAGGCGGGGUUGAGGGGUCCGGUUGGGCGGGCGGUAACGGCUGCGCUCGUGCCGCUCCAACGGUCGCUCCCCUCAGCAGCAGCAGCCGCCGCCACCCCCCCCACCUCCACCCCCUGCGCCUCUCCCGCUGUCCCUCUGUCCGGGAGGAUGCGCCGCCGCUCCCCGGCCGCUGCAGGUAGACGGGGGAGACGAUGAGGGAGCCGCCCCGCCGGCUCCUGGCCCUGGGCUCCUGCCUUUUCCUCUGCGCCGUGCUCUGGCUUCCUACUUGGCAUGUCUUUUGUAAAGACAGUCUUUCAUCAGCAGUGCAGUAUGCUUCAGGUGAUGCUUGUGCCCUGGCAAAUGAUGAUGAAAAUGUCCAGGAAAAGGGGGAAGAGGCUGGUCCCAGACUGGAGUCUGAGCAUGCAGACUCAAGUACACAGAGUUACUCUACAGAAGAUCUACCUGAUGACUUUACGAAAUCUCACCAGGCUACAGAAAUAAGUGAAGCCAGCCAGCCUGCAGUUGAGACUCUACCUUCAGUAGAUUUAAAUGAAGCUUCAUCUAGCAUAGUCGCAAGCACUGAAAACAUUUCCAGUUCACCUACCUCAGAUAUACCUCCAGUCUCGCAGCUUGAUGCAAUAGAAAACUCCCGUGCUGAUAUCCCUGUAGUCAGCUCUAGUGAAGCUGAGCAGUCAGAACCUGACUGUGAUAUUGGUGGGACACUUGAGGCUGACCCUCAGAGUGAGCCUUCCUCUUUUGUCAGUCCACCAGAGAGCCUUGCAGGUCAACAUAUAGAGAACAUAUCAUCUUCGCAUGGCAAGGGAAAGAAGACAAAAUCUGAGUUUGAGUCAAAAGUUUCAGCAGCUGAAAAGGGAGCAGAUGAGCAAAAAUCUGCUCUGAAUGCCUCAGAGAACUUAAAAAGGGAGAAAGACUAUAAGAAAACAGGAGAAAUUGACCCUACGUCGGUGAUAACUCCAAAGGACCCUGGAGACAUUCCAACAUUUGAUGAAUGGAAGAAGAAAGUCAUGGAAGUGGAGAAAGAAAAGAGUCAGUCAAUGCACCCUUCUGCUGUUGGUGGGCAGCAUUCCACAAAAAAGGUCCAGAAAAAUAGAAAUAACUAUGCCUCUGUAGAGUGUGGUGCUAAAAUUCUGGCAGCAAAUCCAGAGGCAAAGAGCACUUCAGCUAUUUUGAUGGAAAACAUGGACCUUUAUAUGCUAAAUCCUUGCAGUACUAAAAUCUGGUUUGUUAUUGAGCUCUGUGAACCAGUCCAAGUAAAGCAGCUUGAUAUUGCAAAUCAUGAAUUAUUCUCUUCCACUCCUAAAGACUUUCUGGUCUCUAUUAGUGACAGAUAUCCAACAAAUAAAUGGAUUAAAUUAGGUACUUUCCAUGCCAGAGAUGAGAGAAAUGUCCAAAGCUUUCCUCUGGAUGAACAGAUGUAUGCAAAAUAUGUUAAGAUGUUCAUCAAGUACAUAAAGGUGGAGUUGAUAUCGCACUUUGGAUCAGAACAUUUUUGUCCUUUAAGUCUUAUAAGGGUAUUUGGUACUAGCAUGGUUGAAGAAUAUGAAGAAAUAGCUGAUUCUCAGUAUCAGUCUGAACGACAAGAACUCUUCGAUGAAGAUUAUGAUUAUCUAUUGGAUUACAACACAGGGGAAGAGAAAUCUUCAAAAAAUCUCCUCGGUUCUGCUAAAAACGCUAUCCUAAGUAUGGUGAAUAUUGCUGCUAAUAUGCUUGGAGCCAAAACUGAAGAGUCAUCUGAAGCUGAAGCAGGGAAUAGAAGCGUGUCUGAAAAUGUCACUGCCACCCCUGCAACUUCGGCAGCUGCACCAAGACUGCCUGAACCAACUCCUGUUCCUUCACCAGAACUUGUUACUUCAGAUAUUCCACAGAUAGAUCAAUUAAUUGUGGAUUUGACCAAAAGUCCUAUUGUUCAGCUCGUACAAGAGUAUGAAGAUGAUACAAGCCAGUCAACGGUAACCUUGCUGCCUAGUGACGAUCAGGAAGAAGAAGCAUUGGCAUGGUUUGAACUUGAGACAGAAAAGUACUGCUAUGAUGUGGCAACAGCAUGUUGUAUUUCUGCCUUUUCAGAAUAUCUGUUUAAAUGGUGUUCAGUUGCAAUAGCUGUGCAUCGGCAGCGUAGUAAAACUGAAAGUAAACAAGGGCAAGAUGACUCUACUGAUGUUCAGCAGCCACAGGUGGUUCCAACUGAAUCUAUACAUACAUCAAUAGAUGAGCCUCUUCCUGAGCAAUUAGACAGCAAAAUUGAGACACCAUCUGGAUCUGCUGUUGUGGUUGACUUGAGCAGUGUGGUCCGUGAGGAGAUCAGUAAUGAGACCACAGAUUCAAUUGAACUGGAACCAAGCCAUCCUCAAACUGUCUCUCAAUCCCUCCUCUUAGAAGUUACCUCUGAAGUUAAGCCCUUGCCAACAGCAGAUGUGGUGUUGGAGCCUGCGAAUGAAGAUGCAGGCCAGGUAGCACCAAGGGUGACUCCCCAGGUGGAUAUAACUGAGGUCAGUGCAGAAGCAGAGAAGGCAGAGAGCUCUGUUGCUGAAGAAAACUCUGUAGCUUCUGAAACCAGUGUGGCCACUGAGGUAAAAGAGAUAAGCACAAGAGAGACUAUUGCUACUCCAGUGAUCCCAAAGCCUACCGAGACUGUUCUGCAGCCCGAAUAUACAGUGGGCAUAUUAGCUGGUGAUGCUGGGGAAGGAAAGGAAAGCAGUCCAGAAGUGCAGAAAUCUGUUUUGCCUCCUGUUGAGUCUUCUGCAUCUGCUGAAACAAAGGAGGAUGAUCAGGCAACCGAAGAAGCGUUAAUGGCAAUUUCAGUCUCUGGGGGACCGCAGAGAACAGCUACAGAUUUCUAUGCUGAAUUGCAGAAUUCAACAGACCUAGGCUAUGCUAACGGAAAUCUUGUCCAUGGAUCUAAUCAAAAGGAGUCUGUCUUCAUGCGCCUUAAUAAUCGCAUAAAAGCCCUAGAAGUAAACAUGUCUCUCAGCAGCCGUUAUUUAGAAGAACUUAGUCAGAGGUACCGAAAGCAAAUGGAAGAAAUGCAGAAGGCUUUCAAUAAAACAAUAAUAAAACUUCAGAACACCUCAAGAAUAGCAGAGGAACAGGAUCAGCGACAAACAGAAGCGAUCCAGCUGUUACAAGCACAGCUCACCAACAUGACGCAGCUAGUUUCCAAUCUGUCAACAACUGUGGCGGAAUUAAAACGUGAGGUUUCUGAUCGGCAGACUUACCUUGUGAUUUCUCUGGUUCUUUGUGUCAUUCUGGGCUUGGUGCUUUGUGUGCAGCGGUGCAGAAGCACUUCUCCAUUCUGUGAAGAUUACCUCUCAAAAAUCCCCAAAAGUAAUCACUACCCUAGCCCAAAAAGAUGUUUUUCCUCCUAUGAUGAUAUGAAUUUGAAAAGAAGAACUUCUCUGCCACUGGUCAGAUCACAGUCUUUUCAGCUAGCUGGUAAAGAAGUGGAUCCAGAGGACCUGUACAUUGUAGAACCCCUGAAGUUUUCCCCGGAGAAGAAGAAAAAGCGUUGUAAAUACAAAAGUGAAAAAAUAGAGACGAUUAAGCCGACAGAGCCUCUACAUCCAAUAGCCAAUGGAGAAAUUAAAGGAAGGAAGCUGUUUACGAACCAGAGGGACUUCUCUAACAUUGGGGAAGUUUAUCACUCUUCGUAUAAGGGUCCUCCAUCCGAAGGAAGCUCCGAAACAUCAUCGCAAUCUGAGGAGUCCUAUUUUUGUGGCAUUUCAGCAUGUACGAGUCUGUGCAAUGGGCAGACCCAAAAGACAAAAACUGAGAAGAGGGCUAUAAAACGAAGACGGUCUAAAGUUUCAGACCAAGGGAAGCUCAUAAAAACUCUAAUACAGACUAAGUCAGGGUCAAUGCCAAGCCUGCAUGACAUAAUCAAAGGAAACAAAGAUAUAACAGUGGGAACACUUGGUGUCACAGCAGUUUCUGGACACAUCUAAAACUAACUGAACUCAAACAGGAGAGUGUUUGUUCGUUUGAGAACAGUCUGUGGUAUUCUGGGGGAGGAUAGUGGGAGACGAAGAGCUCAUCUAAUUGGAAAGUAUUCAGAAAUUUGGUUUCUGCCUUUUUAAAUAGAUGGGAUUGUGUCAAUCUUUGCUAUAAGCUGCAGCUUUACAAGGCUGAUAAUUUCCUAUGAGAACAGCUUGGGGGGAGGGAGGGCAGGGUUCAUUUUAUAAAGGUUUUUUUUCACAGUUCCUGGGGCAGAGACUUUUUGAAACCCAGUUUGUUGGGUGGAAUAGGGAUAAAAGCCUAAUCCUCUUCCUUUAGCUUUGUUCCUAUUUCUUGCACCUUCCCAUAUUUAUGUGCCUUUUGUCUAUUUAUAAUGCCACUGGAAGAGGGGAGAUACAAUUGUUUGUCAUUUGAUUUAUUUUGUAAUUUCUCUAGCUAUUUUUGAAGAUGCAACACUACAGUGCUGUAAAGGGACAUGUGUUGGCCUUCAGCUGGACUCAGUAAUGUGGACUGGAUACUGUAAAAAUACUAAUAGAUGGACUUGCCUGACUCAAUUCUGGUUUUGCAAACUUGGUUGAAGAAAAUAUCUCACAUGGGAUGGUAAUCAUGUUUAUUUCCACCUUCAGUUACAAGUCAGAGCUGUAGUCUGUACUAAAUGAAUGACAGUUGCUCUUCAGGAUUUCCUGUGUACGAUGGGAUCAUGGGCCAACAAAUGCGUUUUUUUAUCUAAAUUGCCUGCUGUGGUUCUCUGAAGGAAGUGAAUGGGCUAUGCUCACUGCUGCUGUGCUGAGAGUUCGGGCGGGGAAAAGCUCUGCUGAGGAAUGCGAGGGAGAGCUGGUGCAGCUGGGCUGUUCUCCAAGCAAGCUCCGGAUGUGAUGAGUUUGCAAAGCCUUGAAGUCUGACCAGUCAGGUGGUUCAGAGUGGAUAUUCCCAUAGUGUUUGCUUUUGUAUUGGCUAACAAAUGUGCAGUGUUUGUAUGGUUGGUAUUUUCAUAUCCGAGGUUUUUUUAUUUUGACUGUGACUGUGUAUUUGGAUUCUAUAGGAUGUGUGAUUGCUAAAACAUUGAGUGUGUAGCUGAGUGAGUGGAACAAAAGGUUAUUCCUUUUGGCAGGUGUUACAGGUUCACGUUGUAAAAAAAUAAGUUAACUUAUUGAGCACUUUUAGUGGUACCCUUUUUAACAGAUCUAAUGCCUUUCCUGGGUAUUGUAUGUAAUGUGACUUAUUUAAAGCCUCUGGUUUUUUUGCUGCUUUCUUGUUAGUUUAUUAAUACUUUAAGGUGAUGUACUUUUGGAGUUGAUCUGCACAAUUAGCCAGACAGAGCACAUGAACCAGACGUGUUGAACGUGAGUUCAGAAGGGUUUCAAACCUGGGUGAGCAAAAUACGUACCACCUGAGUGCAGCAUACAGUGUUGUGGAACAAGAGUAUGUAACUACAGAGCUGUAGUGCCAUUAGAAACUGUGAAUUUCCAAAUAAAUCUGAACACUUUGUCUUUAA